CAGGGCCUCCAGCCGCCAGGGGGAGUGCGCGGCGUUCCUGCCUCUCUGGCUCGCUCGACCCGCGGAAGCUAGAUAUCCCAGAGUUCCCCGGGCCUACAGCCCUUCCGCCGCGGGAGCCAUUGAGGAGCAGCAGCCAUGGCUCUGCGCUACCCUAUGGCCGUGGGCCUCAACAAGGGCCACAAGGUAACCAAGAACGUGAGCAAGCCGAGGCACAGCCGCCGCCGCGGGCGCCUCACCAAACACACCAAGUUCGUGCGGGACAUGAUCCGAGAGGUGUGUGGCUUUGCCCCCUACGAGCGGCGAGCCAUGGAGCUGCUCAAAGUCUCCAAGGACAAGCGCGCGCUCAAGUUCAUCAAGAAAAGGGUGGGGACACACAUCCGCGCCAAGAGGAAGAGAGAGGAGCUGAGCAACGUCCUGGCGGCCAUGCGGAAAGCGGCAGCCAAGAAGGACUGAGCCCCUCCCCUCUGUACGUAAUAAAGCCUUUUUGGAACUUG
Messenger RNA from Herpailurus yagouaroundi (jaguarundi), 494 nucleotides. RefSeq names its product ribosomal protein L36 (gene RPL36). Bases 136 to 453 code for a protein of 105 amino acids. Gene Ontology annotation, cellular component: ribosome. Lineage: Eukaryota; Metazoa; Chordata; Mammalia; Carnivora; Felidae. The transcript is spliced from 4 exons. Gene Ontology annotation, biological process: translation. Gene Ontology annotation, molecular function: structural constituent of ribosome. The record is from RefSeq and is a predicted model, not a curated record.